AUGCCGGCGUCGAGCGAUGCGCCGUCGACGACGCCCGCGACGCGCGACGCCGACGCGCGGUCGCGGCGCGUCGUCGCCAAGGCGCUCGCGGAUAACGCGCUCGUCGCGCUGUGGGUCGGGACGAGCGCGAUCGUCAUCUUGUUCAAUAAAUACAUCCUCACCGCGUACGGGUUCCCGUUCCCGGUCGCGCUGACGAUGACGCACAUGCUGUUCUGCUCCGUCGUGGCGUUCGUGAUCGUGCGCGCGCUGAAACUGGUGCCGGCGAGCGAGGGGGUGACGAGGGAGGUGUACGCGACGAAGAUUACGCCGAUAGCGGCGCUGUUCGCGGUGUCGCUGUGGGCGUCGAACACGGCGUACGUGUAUUUGAGCGUGGCGUUCAUACAAAUGCUGAAAGCGCUGAGCCCGGUGGUGGUGUACGCGAUCGGGUGUUCGAUAGGCGUGGAACGGUACUCGCACGAGCGAUUGGCGAACAUGGCGGUGGUGACGCUCGGGGUGAUGAUCGCGUCGUACGGGGAGCUGAAUUUUAAUUUUUUUGGGUUCGCGGUGCAGCUCGUGGCGGUGCUCGCGGAAUCGUGUCGAAUCAUCGCCGUGCAGCUGGUUUUGGGGAAAGCAAAUCUGAAGUUGAACUCGAUCACGACGCUGUAUUACGUUUCGCCCGCGUGCUUUGUGUUUUUGAUCGUCCCGUUCGCGAUGCUGGAGCUUCCCAGGCUGGCGUACGGCUUGGAGGUGACGCAUUCGGUGCGUUACUCCGCGGGCAUCAUGCUCGCCAACGCAAUGUGCGCGUUCGCUUUGAAUGCGGUGAUUUAUUUGCUCAUCGGUCGAACGAGCGCGUUGACGCUCAACGUGGCGGGCGUGGUGAAGGACAUGUUCCUCAUCGGCAUCAGUUCGGUGAUUUUCGAGGCGCCGAUAUCUGCCACGCAGCUCGUCGGUAGUUUGAUCGCGUUCGGGGGCGUGUGCUACUAUAAUUACCGCAAACUGAACGAUGCGUUCGCGGCGGCGGCGGCGGCGCCGACGCAAGGCGAAGUCGGGCCGAAGCGAGACAGUCAGGCUUAG
Molecule: messenger RNA, 1053 nt
Organism: Ostreococcus lucimarinus CCE9901
Lineage: Eukaryota; Viridiplantae; Chlorophyta; Mamiellophyceae; Mamiellales; Bathycoccaceae
Product: DMT family transporter: phosphate/phosphoenolpyruvate
Exons: 1
Coding region: 1-1053 (350 amino acids)
Cellular component (GO): Golgi apparatus; endosome; trans-Golgi network
Molecular function (GO): antiporter activity
Source: RefSeq, a predicted model, not a curated record